Molecule: messenger RNA, 2903 nt
Organism: Prosopis cineraria
Lineage: Eukaryota; Viridiplantae; Streptophyta; Magnoliopsida; Fabales; Fabaceae
Exons: 12
Coding region: 1559-1999 (146 amino acids)
Source: RefSeq, a predicted model, not a curated record
CUCGGAUUUAUUGAUAAUGAAUGAUUUUGAGUGAAAUCUUACAGUAAUUCUCCUAUUUUGAAAUCCUGUCUCGGGAAAACGACACUGGUCUUGGUUGGCUAAAUGGGUUGACCAAAUUUUAUCCCUCUAUUUCUUACUCUUCUUGUUUUUUGACCUCCAAAUUACUUUUCUCUCCAAUGCAUUCAAUUCUUACAUCCUUUCUAUCAAAACCAAACACUUUUUUCCAUGACUUACAAUUUGCAAUUGAGAUAUGUUAUUUUAUUUCGUGUCAUUGUCCGAAAAUAUAAAAAUAAAACGGAAAUCGCCUGUGCGCUCGCGAACUUCGCGGGAUGGUCUGUGGUUACAUCAACAAAUCAACAAUGCUUGUUUUGACUUUGACUUCGAUGAGAAGGCCAAAUUCAACGAGCCGGAGGGGCAUGCAACACCAGCGAAUGACGUGGAGGGAUCAGACGUGGAAGGCUCGUGCAGCUCCGCAUGUUUGAAUAGUGGAAAACGACGCUAGGGAAAUGGUGUGGAAUUAUAGUUGUAAUUGAUCUCUCAGUUCUCUUUCUCUCCCUCUGCUUUCUUUUCCCUUCUUAUUGAGUAUGUGAACUGUGAAUCUGUUUUCGGUUCAGUUGUAUUCCCAUCGAUUUGUUGUAGCUGGUAGUGACAUUGACUAUUGAGUGAUACUAAACAUUUCCGAUCAGCUUGAGUUCGUUUAGAUCAUUCACGGUAAAUGGCAUCCCAAGCGGGUCAAGCCUCCAAAAUUCUUAUUAUUCUUUUUUCUUUUUACUGCAUUUUAGGUUUGACUGGCGUUGUUGUGUGGAGAAGCCAACGGUCUUCUGAUCCCAUUGCACAACUUCGGGAAUUGCUGAAGGAUUUGGAUGAAGCUGAGUUUUCACAAGAUCGAUAUGACACUGCAGCAGCCAUUACUGCCCAGAUUCGACAACUAGCUCAGCAGAUUAGGGAGAUGACCUUAUUCAAUCCUGCAGCUACCUUCAACUGCAAUUGUUCUUGUCAUGGGAGCAGCUCAAGAUUUUCCUGAUUUGUCAACUGAGUGAUGCUGCCUGCAAUGUUAAUUUACUUGUGCUCGAGCAAAUGCAUUUUUGUGAAAUAAACUUUUUGCUCUGGAACCUUAGUUGGAUAAAGCUUGUUGUUGUUGUUGUUGCUGUUGAAACUUUAUGGUUUGGAGUGUUUGGAGAAUUUAGGCAGUCUUCAAUCAUUGGAGGGUCUACUUGCCGCAAAUUUCAAAGUAUUAUUCCUCCUUUUCAAUCCAUUGAUGAUGCCUGAAAACAAUGCCCUCCCGUUUCAUGAUAGCUGUCAAUUUUUUAAAGUGCUCUCAUCUUCUUUCCUGUUACUCUCAUUUUAUAAAAGUAUAGUGAUUUUAUAUGAUGACGAACUAAUAUUUUUCUCUAUCUAUCAGGGUUUCUGUUGUCUAACUAUAAAAAGUUGUUGAUGUGUGAAUCAUUUGCGCAUAGGGAGUUAUGCAUCUUACCUAUUAUCAGCCGCUGCAUUAGUAGCUAUGGGAUUAUGUUGUUACAUCUGGUGGAACUAGAAGAGAUGGUCAUUUUCUGACUUAAUGUCUGUGAUGAAGCAAUCAGAGAAUGUAAUUGAAAAAAUAGCUUCAACUGGAGGGCAUUUAACAGGGAAGCUAGAAGUUUUGGGCCUGAAAGUUGAGGAGCAAAAUGAGUUAAACCAGACUAAUGCUAAUGAUGUGAGUGAAGUGAAGUUAAAACUUUCACAAAUGGGGUAUGCUUUUAAAGUCAACCUCGAAAAGAUUUAUAGGAUGGAUGAAAAGCUCAAGCUUGCUGAAAGGAAACUGGACAAGAGUAUGUUAGGCCUCUGGCAUCUGUGCCAAUUAGUAGCUGGAUUUAACAAGAAUCCAAAGGAAGUCAACCCAGAACAGGGGAAAUCAUCGCCCAUGGGGCUGCAGACGAUUGCCGAAGGCACCACGUCCAAAACAAUAAUACAAAGAUCUUAUCAGAUUAACAUUCCUCAGGACAGGGAUACAAGUGGAUAGAGAUGAUUUGAGGAAUUUUGGCUGGAGGGCGCUUUGCUUGAACCUUGAUUGAUUGCGUUGCUCGUUGUGAGCGAGGUCCUGCAGAACUCAAAUUCAUGAGAACUACUUCUAUGGGAAGUAUAAAGUUUUGGCAGUUUUUUUUUUUUUUUAAAUAACAAAGGAAAAAGAAACCUACGCCGUAGAAUGUAGAAGCAUCCUGCUGAAGCAAACUAACUAAAUCAAGAGGGGGAAAAUAGGAUGAAAACCACCCACACAAGAUAAAAGCUUGUUCGGCGAGCAUGUCAGUAGUUUCAUUGGCAUAUCAACAUCAUGAGAGAUAUUUUGAACGACCCAAUAAAGCCUGAAUUUCAGCGACGACGUCUAUAUUUGGAUGGUGGGGAGGCCAUCUACCAUUUGGCAAGCCCACAGCUUCUAAACUAUCGCAUGUAAGAAUUAGCUAAUGGUACCCUGGAUCCUAGGCUAGUUUAAAACCUCAUAAGCAAGCCCAGAGUUUAACAAUCAACGAAUGGUUGGAGCUCACUUAUAGCUCUGAAUUUGGUAAAAGAUGGGUUUAUGUAAGACUUUGGCGUCCUUUUGUUAUCGCAGGAAAAUGCUCAUUAUUUUGCAGCAAACAUUAAGAGUGAAGUAAAUAUGAAUGGUUCAGAAACUCAGAUGAACCUAGUCAUCUAUCUUUCAUUCCUUUUCAUUCUUAUAUUCUUUCUAUCUUUUUUUUUUUUUUUGAAAAAGGUCCCUGCCUUUGUUUAAUUAAUUUCUUGUUAAUGCUCAUUUCUCGGUCAUCACUUCUCUCUUUAAUAUUAUUUUGCAGGGCAAAUAAGACUAGUAUUUUGAGAAAUAAUAGUUAACAUUGGUUUGACACCAAUUUUUAUUGUAAUGCUUGUAAUCAUUUUAAGUCCUGACCAUUGGA